UUCACUCUCUUUUUACCUCAUCCUAGCUUAAUAGUAUCUACAUUAGCCCCUAUCCAUCCCUUCCUUCCAGUAACCAUGGCAAAAUUUGUCAUACUUUCCUUCUUGAUUUCACUCAAUAUCUUAUCUUUUCCUUCCCCAGGAUUAGCCAUCUCCUCAUGCAAUGGUCCAUGCCAAACCUUAAAUGAUUGCGACGGCCAGUUAAUUUGCAUUGGAGGAAAAUGUAACGACGAUCCUGACCUUGGAACCCACAUAUGCGGCGGAAGCUCGCCUUCCGGGCCAUCCCCUCAGGGCAAUUGUAGCCCAACUGGCUCCAUGACAUGUUCAGGAGAGACUAAACCCACUUAUACAUGCUCUCCGCCGGUUACUAGCUCCACGGCGGCAAUUCUUACGCUAAAUGAUUUUGACGUAGGUGGAGACGGCGGGGCUGAAUCAGAAUGUGACGGCCAAUAUCACAAAAAUAGUGAAAGGAUUGUUGCACUUUCCACUGGUUGGUAUGCAGGAGGGUCGAGGUGUGGGAAAAUGAUAAGAAUCACAGCCAGCAACGGGAGAAGCGUGACUGCAAAGGUUGUGGAUGAAUGCGACUCUAGAAAUGGCUGUGAUAAGGAGCACGCUUUCCAGCCACCUUGCGAUAACAACAUUGUUGAUGGAUCCAGUGCUGUGUGGGAAGCUUUAGGGCUUAACGAGGAUGAUGGAAGAGUACCAGUUACUUGGUCUAUGGCAUGAUGAAAAUGGUGACAUUGAGAUCGAUAUACGCACAACAAUUCCGUCAGUAAUAAGUUGGCUUCUAGAAUAAGAGUUUCCUAAGUCUGGUAUUGAAGUGUAAUUUGGUUUUGAUUUCUAAUGUGUCAAUUUACUGAUAAGUGGCAUCAUGGAAAAUGAUGUCUUGGAUGGCCUUCAAUGGUUGAUCAACCCAGAAUUCGUCUUGAUGAAUUUCUUAAGAUUAGAUAUGGUUUCCAAGUGCUUUCACUUGGGUUCU
Coffea eugenioides is the source of this 976-nucleotide messenger RNA. RefSeq names its product kiwellin-like. Lineage: Eukaryota; Viridiplantae; Streptophyta; Magnoliopsida; Gentianales; Rubiaceae. The coding region runs from base 76 to 723 and encodes 215 amino acids. The transcript has a single exon. The record is from RefSeq and is a predicted model, not a curated record.